AAGAUAGAGCAGUGAGUGUCAGCUCCAAGCCUGGGGUUUAUUGGUCAGAAAAAGUCUUUGGAGCUGUCUCAGAGAUAGGUGAAGGGUGACCAAGCAGGAAAGAAGUAGAAAGGACCCCAAAAGAAGGAGAAGUAGGUGGCUAGAGAGUCUAAUAUGUGACUGGAGAUCAGGGAGAGAGUAGAAUAAAGCCAACAGCAGCCAAGAGAUACAGGGGAAGAGUCAGACAGACCAUAGGCCUGAGAUCUGUGAAAGAAAACAGGGGCCUGGCAGUGACCCAGCAUCACCCUUCCUGAAGACCUACAGACACACAGGUGCCCGGGAAGUCUCAUUCUGGAGACUGGAAGCUGAACUGAGCAAGUCCAGAGGGUAUCUGAGAAGACUCCUCAAGCCACAGGGGGACUCAGGGUUCACUUGGCCACCAAGGGCACAUAGGUGGCUCCCCAGCCUCUCAGGGACUGUCUGGGGCCAGCAGAACAAGACACAAGUUAGAGAGAAGACAAAGGUGGACACUGGCUCCAAACCAAUUCUGCUUGUUUUCUUUUUGUUAUGUUACCCUUGAUCUCCAGGAUCCUUGCCUACGCUGGUGACUAGGAAAGCCAUCACCUCCAGGAAGACCCUCUCUGGAAAACUGAACCUCUGUCUGGUGACAACUAUAAACCUGUGGACACAGGACAAACACCUGCCAGCUCUUCCGCUGGAAGCUACCUCCUGAUCUUGGAGGUGUACGAGGUCCAUGGAAGUCCCUGUGUCCAAGAAAUUGUGCUUGAAUCACCCCGCAUCAGGAUCCCUGAUCACCACCUCUGUGUGCCCUCUGGGUCCCCAGAAACUCCAGGAAGAAAGUACACCACCCUCUGCUGGCAUCACCCUGGGCACACACAGAGUGUUCCUCCCAGCAGGCUUCAGGGCAGGCCACAGCAGGCACUACGAUCCACAGAGAUAUGGAGAAGGAGAGUUCAGGGUACAGUGAGGCCCCAGAGAAGCUGGGCCUGUCCUUCUCCAUUGACGCUAUCCUGAAGAGGCCCACAGAGAGAAGAAAUAUGCCAAGACCACAAAGCAUAGGUAGAGAGGACGCUAGGCAGACAGCAAUCCCAGGUUCCAAGCUAGAGAGGCUCCCACAGGAUCAGCCCCAAGAAGAAAAAAAGAACAAGCGGAGAGUUCGCACUACCUUCACCACAGAGCAGCUACUGGAACUGGAGAAACUCUUCCACUUCACCCACUACCCUGACAUCCAUGUCCGGACCCAGCUGGCUUCCAGGAUCAACCUGCCCGAAGCUCGAGUACAGAUCUGGUUCCAGAAUCAGAGAGCCAAGUGGAGGAAGCAGGAGAAGACUGGAAGCCUCAGUGCAUCACAGCAGCCUGGUGAAGCCAGCUUGACCCUGCCUUCAAACAUGGACAUGGCUGGUCCUGUGCUGACACCCAAUGCUCUGCCCAUGUUGGUGCCUCCCUCAGGGUGCUACCCACUCUCUCAGACUCAGCUCACUUCAGGCUGGUUCCCUGCCCAGAUCACCCUUUUUCCAUGGCAUCCAUGGGAUCCGCAGCCCUUGCCUGGCUCUCUCACCCAUCAGCCUUGUGUCCCUUCCCUUGCCCUGCCACCUCCCCACCCCAAGUGGGGCAGCAUCUGUGCCACUUCAACAUAGGGACUGGUUGCUCUCUUCCCAAGCAAGCUGCUCUCCUCUCCCAGUGAUGGCAGGCAGCCUUGGCCCUCAGAGAAAAUCACUCCACGAUCCAUCAAUGGCUCACAGCCCAGAAAGCUACCCAGAACUUUGCCACUGAAGACGGCACUGGUGUGACAGGAAAAGACAACACACAUCUCACCAGCCAAAGUCCUUCUCCCAGUGCAGAAGCCUGGCUGCCUGAGGGCUGGGGAGGAACUCCAGAAUAAUCUGCUUUCCAUUCACCCCUGUGCUUCUUCUAACAGCUGUGCCACCUCCAGCUGGUCACUCAUACCCUCUGGACCUCAUCUGUAACACAGCAGCCAGACAGAUUAUUUCUAAGUACCCUCUUCUCCCUUACUUUGGGGAGAUGAACCCUGGAAAACACAAGGCAUGGGGAAGCCCAGGAGGGGCUGCACAUCCAUGCACUCAUUCAUGACAUCUGUACUGACCACUGAACAUUGUGGACCACUUGGAAAUAGAUGUGGAGCUGAACAGAUAGGCUUCUGCCCAGGUCAGUUGAAAGGUGAUGCUGACCUCUGCCCGCAAACAGAUGUCGGUGACCUUGGCUCAUGUCUAGCACAUUACCAAUGACUUUGGUAUGAAUAAUCUCAGAAUGGAAGAAAAAUAGAAGAAAUGUUUUUAAUUUAAAACAGAAUUUAGUGUCUUUGUCGUUUGCUGGUCUGGG
This is a messenger RNA of Peromyscus leucopus (white-footed mouse), 2340 nucleotides long. It is a transcript of the gene Isx, whose product is annotated as intestine specific homeobox. NCBI's taxonomy places the organism in Eukaryota, Metazoa, Chordata, Mammalia, Rodentia, Cricetidae. Gene Ontology annotation, biological process: regulation of transcription by RNA polymerase II. Gene Ontology annotation, molecular function: RNA polymerase II transcription regulatory region sequence-specific DNA binding; DNA-binding transcription factor activity, RNA polymerase II-specific. The coding region runs from base 939 to 1637 and encodes 232 amino acids. The transcript has 4 exons. The record is from RefSeq and is a predicted model, not a curated record.